Molecule: messenger RNA, 1366 nt
Organism: Arachis stenosperma
Lineage: Eukaryota; Viridiplantae; Streptophyta; Magnoliopsida; Fabales; Fabaceae
Product: delta(14)-sterol reductase-like
Exons: 13
Coding region: 120-1235 (371 amino acids)
Biological process (GO): sterol biosynthetic process
Cellular component (GO): endoplasmic reticulum membrane
Molecular function (GO): Delta14-sterol reductase activity
Source: RefSeq, a predicted model, not a curated record
AAUAGCUGCAUCAGCAUUCAGCACUCAUCAGCAAUAAUCGAAGAUUUGAAGUCACAAUCUUCCCUCACACCAAAGUCAGAAUCUUUUCUACUCACUCCAUUCAGAUACAAGGCUCACACAUGUUCAUGGAUCUGGGUUUUCUUCUUCAAGCUCUCAUUCCAUCAUGGAACUCAGCUUAUUUGCUUCUGGGAUUCUUUGCUUACUUGGCCAUUGCUGGAUCCAUUGUGCCGGGAAAAAUUGUUCCUGGGGUUGUUCUUGCUGAUGGAACUCGCCUUCAUUAUCGUUGCAAUGGUCUGGUCUCGCUUCUUCUGUUGGUUGCACUUCUUGGGAUUAGUGCCAAGAUGGGUUUUGUAUCUCCUACCGCUAUAUCUGAGAGAGGACUUGAGCUGCUGUCCACAACAUUUAUCUUCAGUUUUCUUGUGACCCUGGCACUUUAUUUCGCGGGUUGCAAGUCACGAAGUAAAGGUUCAUCACUAAAGCCUCAUAUCACUGGAAACCUGAUACAUGAUUGGUGGUUUGGAAUUCAACUGAAUCCUCAGUUUAUGGGUAUUGACCUCAAAUUUUUCUUUGUUAGAGCUGGAAUGAUGGGGUGGCUGCUUAUCAAUUUAUCCGUUCUUGCAAAGAGUAUUCAAGAUGGUACUUUGAGCAAGUCAAUGAUUCUAUUCCAGCUAUUCUGUGCAUUAUACAUCUUGGACUACUUUGUGCAUGAAGAGUACAUGACAUCAACCUGGGACGUAAUUGCAGAGAGAUUGGGCUUCAUGUUGGUCUUUGGAGAUUUAGUGUGGAUUCCUUUUACUUUUAGCAUACAGGGCUGGUGGCUCUUGGCGAACGAGGUGGAGUUAACAACGGCAGCCAUUAUAGCUAAUUGCCUUGUCUUCCUGAUUGGAUACAUGGUAUUUCGAGGAGCAAACAAACAAAAACAUGUAUUCAAAAAGAAUCCAAAGGCUCCUAUUUGGGGUAAGCCUCCAAAAGUCAUUGGUGGAAAGUUACUUGCUUCUGGUUAUUGGGGUAUUGCAAGACACUGUAAUUACUUAGGUGAUUUGCUUCUUGCACUCUCCUUUAGCUUACCUUGUGGGAUAAGUUCACCAGUUCCAUACUUCUAUCCAAUAUAUCUUCUUAUUUUGUUGAUAUGGAGAGAGAGAAGGGAUGAAUCUCGUUGUGCAGAGAAGUAUAAAGAGAUUUGGAGUGAGUAUGAAAAACUUGUUCCAUGGAGAAUAUUGCCAUAUGUGUAUUAGAAAGAAAAGAAGAUGCAAAAGAAGGCUUCAUUGUAUUGGCUUUUGUAUUUUGUAGAAUAGAAACUAUUGAUUAAACUUUUUAUGGAGGAGUUUAUUAAUAAAAACUCUUUGUUUUAUUUGAUGAAAGUGAG